UGGCUGUAAUGGUGAAGGUUAUUGGGAUAGCCCUCUGGCAGCCAUCUUUCAAUUGUGUUUGCGACCAAAGCUCUUCAAGUAUUGCUUUGCAGGGAGGUUUUUGAAAAAGGUGUAAAAGUGUGAAAGAACAUGGCCCGUACUAAGCAAACUGCUCGUAAAUCCACUGGUGGUAAGGCACCAAGGAAACAGCUCGCAACAAAAGCUGCCCGCAAAAGUGCUCCCUCUACUGGAGGAGUCAAAAAGCCUCAUCGUUACAGGCCAGGUACGGUGGCUCUGCGUGAGAUCAGACGUUAUCAGAAAUCCACAGAACUUCUGAUUCGGAAAUUGCCCUUCCAGCGUUUGGUCCGUGAAAUUGCACAGGAUUUCAAGACUGACCUGCGUUUCCAGGGUGCAGCUAUUGGUGCAUUACAGGAAGCAAGUGAGGCAUAUCUGGUAGGCUUGUUUGAAGACACCAACCUCUGUGCUAUUCAUGCCAAACGCGUCACAAUCAUGCCGAAAGACAUCCAGUUAGCACGCCGCAUCCGUGGUGAGCGUGCCUAAUAUAGAAUUGUGGAGUUCUGAAAAAAUCUUCCUUUCUCUUGGUACUGAUAAGUGUUGUUUUAUUAUAUGCGGGAAGAAUUCAUGAGGUCAAGUGAGGUGAAAAGGAAGGUGGUCAUUUUUCUUUACAUUUUCAUAUGUGAUCUUUUUCAUUGUGUGUCUUACAAUCCAAACAUUUUGCCUGGAAAUAUUGACAAAAGAUUGAUUUUUAAAAAUUAUUUAAGCAUUUUAAUAUGCUUGGAUGUUUUUUGGACUAUGCCAACAUAACUUUUAUUGUUUGUUUUUUAAAAGGGAUGGGCGAUAGUGCCAAUUUUAACUUUGAUACUAUGCCAAGCAAUACUGGGCAAGUAUGGAUGAUUACAAUGCUGAUACUGUGUUUAAUAUUCAGACUGUCUCUUCAAACUUUCUUUGCUAAUACCUUCCAUGUUGCUUGUUCAUAUGGUUUGAGAGCAUCUGUGGUGGACCUGAUCAGCAGGUCAUUUUUUACUGAGUGUCUUGUAAAAAUAUUCACCCCCUUCCUAUGAUAUCCCAUUUUUGUGUUGAACUGCAAGAUGUCUACACUUUGUUACCUGCAUAUGUUAAAUCAUAAGUAAAAUGCACAAACUGAACACCGUUCCACCCCAACAAGUCACUUGAUGAAAUUACUUUUGCUAUUAAUUAUAGCUGCAACUCUUUUUAGAUAAAUCCGUCAACUUUGCACAAUGUCCCAUUAUUUUUGCAAAAUUGCUCUGUCAGAUUGAUUGAUAAUGGAGAGCAAUUUUCAAGUCUAGCCACAGAUUUUCUGUUGGCUUGAAGUUGUGACUUUAACUGGGCCACUCAAGGACUUUCACGUUCUUUUUUUAAAUACCCCACCAGUGUACCUUUAGCAUUGUGCUUUGGGUCUGCUCAACAUUCAAUUUCUGUCAAGAUUUAAAGUCCUUUAGCUUUAUGACACAGGUUUUCCUCUUCUGUUUGUACUUUAUUGGGUAGUAUGAUACACCUUUAACUUUAUAAUGAUGGUCUUAACUGUCCUCAAAGAUAUAGUCCGAUAUAUUCUGUAAUCACAUGAACCAUUAUUGUUACACACAGAAGCCAUUAGAUAAUUGUACAGUUUUGUCAAAAUGUGUGCACUUGUCAGAUUUGUUUGUCUUCUAUAAUGGAAGUGAAUGUUUACUUUUUUUCUUUGUACAGUUUUUACCGACGUUGAGCUUUUUACUCAUUAUUAAGUGUUCAGUUUUUGCAUUUUAUAUAUAUAUAAACUUUAAUAAUGUUUACAUCUUUUAUAAUUCAAUGAAGUGUGAUGGCAUUUGAAGGGAUGAAUACAUUUUCAAGGUACUGUAUACAGUAUAUAGAAAGAGAACAGGCCCCAUAAGAUUCCAUCUAAAAGGUUUUUCUGGGCAGUACUUUUAUUAUUAUGUUAAUAAAACACUACCUGUUGCUUGGUAGUUUCUUGACAUGUAAGUUCUUGUAUCAGGAUGGCAAGUAAUACGUAAAACCUUUGUUUUUAAAGUGGUUAUCAUUUUAUUCAAGUUCACUUUAAUAAAUAAGUUAAAACACAAUGUGGAUUUUUUAACACUAAAAUCCAAUACAUUUGAAUUUUCAAAUACUGAAGUCAAAUAAUGUUUGAACUUCAGUUUAAUUAAAUUUGUUGUCCUUUGUACAGAAUACCGGGCUCACAAACAAAACCUAGUGCUAAAUGCUCCAUAUAAAGUCUAGGUAAAAACCAUUUAGGAGAACAAUCUAUUAUUAGAUAUCUAUAAAUUCAUCAUAAAAUCAGUCACAGAGGACAGAGUCAUUACCUGAUUUACAUUGGCCUAGCAAUGUAGAACAAAAACUUGACAAGUAAAAAAGUUAGGUUGUAAUUCUAGCAAUAGAAUUUUUGUAAUUCUAGCAAUAGAAUCUCUUUGGGAGAAGUGACACAUUUAAGUGAUGAUUUGUCACUCUGGACAAAAACCACAGUAUGUACUGUAUUAGUAUACCUCUACAGUGCCAAUGCGUUGCUGUGUGUCAUUUAAACCAAUGAGACUUGACCUGUUUUAUCUGUAUGGUGUUUUGGGGAUCUGUUUCUGGAAUGAGUCUUGUAAAGAUGUCUGUGUCAAAGACAUUGCAGCAGCGAAAUCGUCUUUUUCUCGUGCCAACUUGUUGUGCAGUGUUAGCAUAUCUAGUUGGAUGCUUAAUUUUAAGGUGCUUAAACAAAUUACCAGUAUUUCUAUUUUUAUGCACUUUGCAUUUACAAAUAUUGCAACUGGUUUUAAUUUCUUGUUAAAAAAUAAUUGUAAAUGUUUUUUUACAGUAAUGUUGCGCACUGUACUAGCGUACCUUCACUUGAUUGGCCAAGGUAUUCCUUUUGAUCCUGAUUUCUGAAUUUCAAUAAAUGCUGUUCUACUUUUCAGUCAACAUAAAACAUGAACUUUGGUAUGAGCAGUUUGACACAGUUUCCUUCAUACGUAAAAAUGGUCAUUCAUUUUGUCAGAAUGUGCUAAAAAUAAGUCAAAGUUGAUAUUUUGGUGAAAAUAUACCAAUAACAGAAAAUAAAUGAUACCAAAAGUAUCAGAUACUUAAGUAUUUGUUCACCCACCCCUAGUUUUUAAAUGCCACUAUAUUUUUUGUACUGUAUGCCUGAUAUUGCUAAUGUUUUAAAACAUUAUCACUGUAGAAUCGGUCUAAUGUUCUUUUUGUAUGCUGUCUUGUAUACAAUUUAAGUGUUUGUGGUGUCUCUGCAAGUUUACUAUUAAAUUACUUUAUAGUCCUAAA
Molecule: messenger RNA, 3270 nt
Organism: Lepisosteus oculatus (spotted gar)
Lineage: Eukaryota; Metazoa; Chordata; Actinopteri; Semionotiformes; Lepisosteidae
Product: histone H3.3A-like
Cellular component (GO): nucleus; nucleosome
Molecular function (GO): DNA binding; structural constituent of chromatin; protein heterodimerization activity
Source: RefSeq, a predicted model, not a curated record